UUCAUCCAACGCGAGCUCGUACGCAUGCCUUACAUAAUAAUAAACUGUCCAUAACCGUGUAACACGCACGUGGCUACUUUGAAAUAGAAAUACAUCCGUCGAUUUAUCCCUCGAUUAACGAUCGUUAAUGAUUAGAAUGGUUAGAAUGAUACGUCUCGGUGGUCUGUGUUCUCCGCGGACUGGAUAGGAGUUAAUAUUUCUACGACGGAGACUGCGGUGUCCGAUGGUAUCAGGAAAUGUUAUGCUUUCUGGCAGCGGGAAGGAGGAGCUUCCUGAAAAAGAUCGGCACGAUCGAACAAGUGGUCAAUAGCCGGCGCAUAAGUUUCACGAGGAUGGCCAAGAGUAAAUUCGAAUAUGUAAAAGAAUUCGAACGCGACGAGUAUUGUUUACCGAACUGUUGGAUAGUGGUUAGAAUAGACGGCCGGAACUUUUCUAAGUUCUGUGAUGCGCAUCAAUUCACCAAACCGAACGAUGUAGCUGCUUUGCAAUUAAUGAACCGUGCCGCCGUCACGGUUAUGGAAGAUUUCAAAGAAAUAAUUUUAGGAUUUGGUCAGAGCGACGAGUACUCGUUUGUCUUUCGAAAGGACGCCGAACUUUACAAGAGACGAGCUUCGAAACUGAUGUCAAACGUAAAUUCCCUGUUUGCAUCGUCGUACGUUUACCACUGGCCACAUUUCUUUCAAGGGAAGGAGUUAUAUUAUCCUCCAUCCUUCGACGCGCGUGUUGUAUUAUAUCCCACGGAUAAGAAUUUAAGGGAUUAUUUGUCGUGGCGGCAAGCAGACGUCCAUGUGAAUAAUUUAUACAACACUUGUUUUUGGAAUCUUAUAUUGAAAGGGAAACUGACUCCAAGUCAGGCAGAAGGGAAACUGAGAGGCACUUUGGCGUCUCAUAAGAACGAAUUACUUUUUCAAGAGUUCGGUAUAAAUUAUAAUAACGAGCCGCCGAUAUUUCGCAAAGGUACUACGCUUAUUAGAAAACUGGUGCCCGAUGGAACGGGCAGGCUAAAACCAGCAGUGGUCCCGAUAGUAGAUGAUAUCAUCGGUGAUCGUUUUUGGAAGGAGAAUCCAGAAGUACUUGGAUUGAAAAGUCUAGCAACUUACCAGCCUCCGAAUUUAGUUAAUAACGCCGCGAACCCGAUCAGAACAACGAAGGCGUCGUCGCCGACCACUAAUAUGAAACAUAAUAAUACUCAGCCAGUUCCUGUUGCCAGCGUCAAUUCCGUGAACGAAGACUCGAAGGCAGUCAGGAGUCGAGAAUCAGAAGGCGAGAAAAUGCAGUACGAAAACGAACGGAUCUGUAGAAGAUAAGCAAUCCCGCUUAACUCUUUUUACAAUACAUUUUUCAAAUGUCCUAACGGAAAAUAAUAAAAAUUCAUUUCGAUCAAUACGGAAAA
Molecule: messenger RNA, 1393 nt
Organism: Ceratina calcarata
Lineage: Eukaryota; Metazoa; Arthropoda; Insecta; Hymenoptera; Apidae
Gene: THG
Product: tRNA-histidine guanylyltransferase
Exons: 3
Coding region: 237-1307 (356 amino acids)
Biological process (GO): tRNA modification
Molecular function (GO): tRNA guanylyltransferase activity; magnesium ion binding
Source: RefSeq, a predicted model, not a curated record